Messenger RNA from Amphiprion ocellaris (clown anemonefish), 6466 nucleotides. RefSeq names its product G protein-coupled receptor 63 (gene gpr63). Gene Ontology annotation, cellular component: membrane. Gene Ontology annotation, molecular function: G protein-coupled receptor activity. The record is from RefSeq and is a predicted model, not a curated record. The coding region runs from base 573 to 1811 and encodes 412 amino acids. Gene Ontology annotation, biological process: G protein-coupled receptor signaling pathway. NCBI's taxonomy places the organism in Eukaryota, Metazoa, Chordata, Actinopteri, Pomacentridae. The transcript has 4 exons.
GCAGCAGACAGUGAGAGUAGUUUGUAACAGUGCUGCUGCUGAUUUCAGCUCCGUUCAGCAGACUACUGGCACACUGGGCCGCUCGCAUCUCACAUCUGGACGGAAGAAAAACGACGAAGAAAGCAGGAAAAAGAACCGGACGUUGAGUUUUAGUCGCUCCGUGAACAGAAAAACUGCCGCCGGUUGGAACAAAGCGGCUGAAACCAAAUGCGGAUUUCACUUCUCCAAUUGUGUAGGUGGAGGCAUCACCGGCUGUCGCACUGUUGGUGAAAUACAGCUACAGGGAGGGGACAGGGAGGCUUUAGUGGCGUUGUUUUUUUUUUAGUUUGGUAAAACAUCUCGUUUGUGGUUUUUGUUUAUUAAUUUUGUCAACACCGACGAGGAAAGAGGCAGUUUUUGGGGGGGGCGGCGAGAUGCCUCACUUGAGCCGCUCCUGAAGCUCCAACAUGGGCGACUGAAGCAGGAUCCCACGUCCAUGAAGACGGCGCCAUGUUGUGUUGAAGUGACAACAUCUGCACCGACGGCAUCAUGCUAAGCUCUCCAGUGACGAUGCCUGUGCACCCUGGGGAAGAAUGGUUCACUCCACUACUGUUCCCCUUUCAGAGGCAGGGGACAUUAACGCCAGUCUCUGCUGCCUCGUUACGGGGCUGCUGAACCUUUCCGAGACGCCGCCGAUGGAGGACGUCUCCAUGGCGAACGUUUCCCUGGGCCCCCGGUCGCCACCGGAGCCGCUCACCCCGACGGCAGAAGCCCCGGAGGUCCUGCAAGGCGUCGGCCUGCCUCUGCAGAUCUUCUUCUGCGCUGUCAUGGUCGUCAUCCUGCUGGUGGCUCUGACGGGAAACGUGGUGGUGUGCCUGAUGGUGUACCAGAGGUCUGCCAUGCGCUCGGCUAUCAACAUCCUCCUGGCGAGCCUGGCGUUUGCAGACAUGAUGCUGGCCAUCCUGAACAUGCCCUUCGCUCUGGUUACCGUCGUGACCACCAAUUGGAUUUUCGGAGACGUUUUCUGUCGAGUUUCAGCCAUGCUCUUCUGGUUGUUCGUGAUGGAAGGCAUGGCUAUACUGCUUAUAAUAAGCAUAGAUCGUUUUCUUAUUAUUGUCCAGAAGCAAGAUAAGCUGAGCCCACAGAGAGCUAAAUUGCUCAUAGUAGUCACCUGGGGACUCUCUUUCAUUUUAUCCUUCCCUCUGGCAGUUGGCUCCCCUCCCCUACAGAUCCCCCCCAGGGCCCCACAGUGUGUAUUUGGCUACAGUAUCGAGCCUGGUUACCACGCCUACGUAUUGAUACUAAUGCUAGUCUUCUUCUUCAUACCAUUCACGGUCAUGCUGUACACAUUCAUGGGGAUCCUGAACACCAUCCGCCACAACGCCAUCCGCAUCCACAGCCACCCAGAUAGCAUCUGUCUGAGCCAGGCCAGUAAACUGGGCCUGCUGAGCCUCCAGAGGCCCUUCCAGAUGAAUAUAGACAUGAGCUUCAAGACCCGUGCCUUCACCACCAUCCUCAUCCUCUUCUCUGUGUUUACAGUGUGCUGGGCACCCUUCACUGCCUACAGCCUGGUAACUACCUUCAGUGACGGGUUCUACCACAAAGACAGCUUUUUUCAAAUUAGCACAUGGGUACUGUGGUUGUGCUACCUCAAGUCAGCCCUCAACCCUCUCAUUUACUACUGGAGGAUCAAGAAGUUCCGCGACGCCUGCCUUGAUCUGAUGCCCAAGUACUUCAAGUUUCUUCCUCAGCUGCCAGGCAACACCAAGAGGCGCAUUCAGCCGAGUGCUGUAUCCGGCCACCUGAUAAAAACAGCACAUCACUACAGAUGAUGCUUUGAGGAAGACCGCAGACGCAGUUGAAACAUGUCAGCAAGUGUUCUGCUGGGAAACCUGGAGUCCCGACAUUCAUGUGGAUGACAUGCACCACCCACCUAAACGAUGCAAGUCAAGCAACCCGCCAACCAGAUCCAAAUCUUAUUGAGCAUCUGUGGGAUGUGCCAGGAUAAGCCUGAUCUAGGAAGCUCCUACCUGCAACCCACAGGACCCACAGAAUUCACUUCCAUCAUCCUGGUGCCACAGGACUUCCCCAGACGUCCUGUGUCCAUGUCCCACAGGGUCAGAGGAGUUUUAGCAGCAUAAAGAAGACCAACACAACAUUAGGAAGGUGGUCAUAAUUUUAUGCUUGAUGUUUGUAUACUGCAUAUACAGUUACAUACACUGUAGCUUUUCUUUGUUGUAUGUAAACGCUCCAUAUUUUCAUGUUAAAUGAGGCACUAACAUGCGAUUAGACUAUGACAAAAGUGAUCACAUUUUCAUUCCCCUUUCUCUACAGUAUGAUAACAUGAAAUCCUCUGUGCAGGUAAACGCACUUACAUUUGGGAGCCCGGUGUUUACGCAAUGCCUCCAUGCAAGCUCUGCUGUUAAUUACCCCCCCCCCCCCGGAGACUCCACUUCCUGUCAUCACCUCCGCUGAGUGCUUUUGCGAGGGCGACAUGUGCCUGCUGUGAAUUUAUGCAUUACACCUCCAUACAAUGAUCCCCACCCCCCCACCUUCCUGCUCUGACUGGACCUGCCAGUCAUGAGCUUCACGGCUGAGUUGGCAGCAGCGUGGUGUGCAGUGUGGCUGAUAACAGGAAUGCCAGCGAGAUGAAUUAGCUGCAGAGCCUCGAGUCUGUUUACAGUCUCACGCUCCUGUUUGCUGUGCAGGAGGCGUUCACCCAGAUGUUUGCUUGCAGCAUCUUAAAUUGUAUUUCAUCUUCUCAAGGCUGGAUUAGUAAACUGGGAACGUGGGCCUCAGACCUCCAGGGCUCUCAGCGGUUCCACAUUCUGAACCUGUGUGAUCCCUUAUUAAUUCCAAGUGUGUUCAAGAACCAGUGGCAUACACUAAUAAAGCACAACAACUGACAUGAUAGCAGCCUUAUAUCUUGAAAAAAAAACAUUCCCUUACAGUUUCUCAUUUGGCCCUUCAACAUUAUACCAGACAUGCAAUAUUAUGCACUACAUCUCUUGCAAAAGCAAACAAUUUGUGCAAAAAAUGGUAAAAAUUAAGUUUUUGCAUCAGUUCAAUAAGCUUACCAAGCAUUAACUAUAACUGAUAAUAUACAUGAAAACACUUGCAUCUUUUGCUUCUUCUGUGUUUGUGGUGUCAGAGUUUGUAUUGCCAUACAUGUAGAAUACACACAGCUAUCCAAACAUGUGAGCACACGAUCAAUGCAAAUAAUGGAAAAAUUAUAUAUUUUUUCUUAAAAUAUUCAACAACAAAGUGCAGUAGAUGAAAACAUUUGUGCCAGAAAAAUGAACUGAAGAAGUAGGCUAUAUUUCGUCUUCUGUGUGGACUUGAUGACCCCCGAUUAAUGUCUCCACAAGCCUCCUACAUAAAGAAGGCUAUGUGUUGGUGGAGCUGGCAAUUGUGCACCUUCGCCUCUACAAUGCCUUCUAGAGUAGACUUCUUUAAUAGGAUUUAAGACCAGAGAGUAUAGUGGGAGACCGAAAAGUGGGUGAAUCAAUUGACAGUAGCCCAGUGGACGCUAACAUUGUCCCACAUGGCUGCUCUGGCCUCUGGCCUCAUUAGGAAGUUCAUUGUUGUGGAGAUUGUCCAAAAAUUAUGUUUGCAGUGUUGUAUGGACACUGUUCCGACUAAUAGCUUCACACAUUGACACAGUGGACAUUGAUGAUGGCAUGGUUUCUCUGUGGCAUAUGAAGGAUUGGGAAGUAGUCUAACCCACUUUCAGUAGUUUAAAAAAAAAAUGGGUUCGAAGUUUUGUGUUUUCAAGAAUGGUCUAACAUUUGAAUCACCACUGUAACACUAUAUUUGGGCUGUGGGUUAGACCACAUUGCCACUAAAAUCAGGACCAUAAAAUAUUACAGAAAUUAUCUAAAAGUCAGUUUGGAUUUUUUGUGGUUUAGACCACGCUGCUUCUAACCCCUUCAUUUGUUUUUGCAGCACUGAAACCCGAAUUGUCAGCAUACACCACAAGUCAAAAGUUUGGACAGGCUUUGUCAUUCAAAUGAAUGACAAAGCGUGUCCAAACUUUUGACUGAUAGUGUACAUUAGCAUAUGAUGCAUUGCAUUAGCUUCUAGAUCCAUGACUCUCUGAAAGAGAAAAGACAAAACAAUGCAACACAGUUUAAAAAGCAGGGGUUGGUCAAUAUGUUGUAGUAUAUAAAAAGCAACCAAACUUGUAUUUUAGAUUCUUGAAGACGUUUCACCUCUCAUCCAAGAGGCUUCUUCAUUUCUAGCUGACUGGUGGGGAGUCUUAGAUGUAAGUGGUCACCACCAGUCAGCUAGGACUGAAGAAACCUCUUGGAGGUCUUCUUUUAGGUUCUUGAAGAUGUUCAAGGGCCUAAAAGAAAAAAAGCUCCAAGAUUUUCUUACAUCGUAGCCCGUUACCCUGCCAGAUCCAGUACCAGUGAGAGAACAGUUUGGCUUUACGUCACAUAGUGUAUUAAUAUCUUAGCUGUCUUACACGGUCUGACUUUCUUUAAGGCAACGAGUCUGUACAGCUGCUUCAUCCUAAUUCUGUUGCAUUUAAGUCGACAACAUGAUGCACAAAGACGUUUGGAAUAUUAUGUCAUCUGGCCUUAUGUGGUCCUGCAGUUCUCCUAGUCAGAUGCAGUUAUUUGUAAUGACCAUAUUUACAAUGUGGGAAGAUCUGUAGAAACGUCUGAAUGAUUUUAAUGACAGAUCCUUCCAUUUACGAAAGUACAGUACAUAUACGGCUACAGUACUUAUACAUAACAGCUGUUAUUUGAAAAAGUACAGAUGAUACUUGCAACAGUAUAGCAGCUCAUCCUAUGCAGUGGGAUUGUCUUUUUGCGUCUAACUGCCCCGAUAUCAGUCUGUAGAGCCAGGAGAUUUCCUGUCUAACAGCUAAGAUGGAAAUAUCCAACACAUACAAUAGGUGCACAGGGUAAAACAGAAAGCAAAGGAGAGGAACAGAACUAGUGUGACCAUAAAUGAGAGCAAAACGCCUCUUCUCUGUCCAAUAUUGACCUCCACUGUUGUCCAAAUAAUAUUUACCUGAUGCCCACUGAGAGCGCUGAAGCUCUAAUUGAUGUGAACUCAUCAUCAUGUCAAUAUGCACAAUGUGUAACCAUUGUGUUGAGUUCUGUUUGAAGAUUGUUGAAAAAUUACGAAAAUGAAAAGAUGGUAUGACUUAUCCUUUCCGUUUUUAAGCACUUUGUAGCCUGGAUUUUGACAUGUGCUCGAUAAAUAAUAAUUAUUAUUAAUUUAUAUGUCGGGCUCCGAGCCUUAUAUCUACGACUAUGCAGCUUGCAAACUUUCAUUUUGCAGGUCGACAAAGGCAUGACUUGCUCUAAACUGCCUCUGAUUGGCUUAUCCUGACAUUUCUAACCCAACCCUGGCCAAUCUUACUCCUCAUAUACACAUUCACCAGUCAUUCGGGUAGAAUUUUGCUUGCAGCUAUUAAUGACUUUCCUCCAGCCUCCCUGCAUAAAGAAAAUCUGUGUGCAGCUUCCAUUGCUGUUCAGAUUCAGUUUGCAUUGAGCAUGAAUUUUUAGUAUGUCUGGCUUCUGUUGGCCUCAGGCAGUGCUAGAAGUGCUGAAUCUCUCCAAAUUCAUUUGCAAUGUUUAUCUGUCAUUUGCUUUCAUAUCACUGAAAGAAAUAAUUAAAACACAUGUAGCAGUUGAUUCAAUUUGUAGUGGUGCUGUCUAGGAAUGUAUUCCAAAAUAUAACUGAGAUGAAUCAGUCUUGGGUACAUUUUCCCCUCAUGGAUUGAAGUUGUUGUGGGUUUGCUGUGUAUCUGAUCACUUGACUCACACUUGGUUUGCACUUGUUCAUCAUAAUGGAAUGCAUAGUCGAGCUUCUGCUUACUGCUAGUUCGACUAACUAGCAGAGAAGAGAAGACACUAGCACCCUCUUACAUAAAAGCAUUUAUCAAAAGAACCUUUACCAGGAAACUGACUCGACAAGUAUCUCUGACUGAGCUGCAAGAGAAAAAUCUCAUUUUUGAGGCUUUAUUUGUUCAAAUUUGAAAGACUGUGUCCUUUUGGAUUUCUGCCCGUGGUGCUCAAAACAUCAAUCCCUGCAUUUUGAAAAUUCAGCUACAGCAGCGCGUCCUUCCAGAAACAGUGUCCUUGUUCCUCAGUGUAUCAGCUCUGUGCAUAAUCCAUGAUGUGUUUCAAAGGGUUCAUUUCUGAUUCAGGGACUGUUCAGUACUCUGAGGCUGACUCUUGAACAGGCUCUUGCUAACCUUGGACAAUUACUCAAAAAGCUGCUUGAGUAACUACCACCCCCAGACGCUCUUUGCAAAAAUUACAUCACAAUCAAGUUGUAAGAACAGUGAAGAGUAUCUUUAUCAGCUAAUAAUACCACAUUCUUCCUGUUUGUUAGAAAGAAGCUAGAGGUAAAUACUGUCCACUAUUGUCAUCUGAUGUCAAAUGAUCGUGAUAACCUGCAUACACUGUUCUGAAAAAAGAAAACUUUGUCUCAGUAUGUUAUAGUGCAUUAAAAUUUGUAUAAUUUU